Molecule: messenger RNA, 876 nt
Organism: Macrosiphum euphorbiae (potato aphid)
Lineage: Eukaryota; Metazoa; Arthropoda; Insecta; Hemiptera; Aphididae
Source: the annotation of a GenBank genome assembly
AUGGAGUCUACUUUUGAUAUUAAUGGAUCAAACCGGAAUAAUAAUAUUAGUAUUAACAAGUUUGUUCAUGAACAUCCGAUAUUAAAAUCAUUUAUUGCCGGUUCUACAUCUGGAUUAUUCUCUACAGUUUUAUUUCAACCUUUUGACGUUGUCAAAACAGUCUUACAAAACCCUAGAAAUGACAAUAAAUUAGGAAUAAUCAAUGCCACAAAGUCUGUCUGGCAGCAAGAAUCUUAUUAUGGAUUUUGGAGAGGACUGUCUCCGUCUCUUGUACGCAAUAUUCCAGGAAUUGCCAUUCAUAUAUCACUUACACAGUUAAUAUAUUCAUAUCUAACAAAAAACAAUCAGACUUCUAUGGUGAAGUCCGGUAUAGCUGGAUUUAGUGCACGAUGUAUUACUGUUUCUGUAUUAAUGCCUUUCACUGUUUUAAAAACUAGAGUAGAAAGUGGACAGUAUAGUUAUACGACUUUAACCCGUGCCCUAUCUGAUAUGUAUAGGUUGGAAGGUUGGAGAGUUUUGUGUCGUGGAUGGACACCAACAAUUUUACGAGAUGCUCCAUUUUCUGCAUUAUAUUUUAUGAUUUUUAUCAAAUUAAAAAAUAUAACAUUACAAGGAGAAUUAGACAACAAACAACCAUUUUAUAUUUUUGGAUGUGGUCUUCUGGCCGGAGGAUUAGCAUCCUGUAUAACUCAACCAUUUGAUGUAAUAAAAACUAGUCAGCAAGUAUCAAAAGAAAAGCUUCAUUUAAUUGAUGCUAUUGUUUUAAUUAAACAAAAAUAUGGAAUAUCUGGCUAUUUUAAAGGACUGUCUCUUCGAGUUUUAAGACGAUCUUUAAUGGCUGCAAUGACAUGGACUGUAUAUGAAAAAUUAACUUAG